Molecule: messenger RNA, 285 nt
Organism: Cornus florida
Lineage: Eukaryota; Viridiplantae; Streptophyta; Magnoliopsida; Cornales; Cornaceae
Product: gibberellin-regulated protein 12
Exons: 3
Coding region: 1-285 (94 amino acids)
Source: RefSeq, a predicted model, not a curated record
AUGGAUCGUCUAUCAUUGUUUUCCAUUGUUUUCUUACUCCUAUCCUUUGGAUUCGCUAUUCAAACUUCAUAUGCUGGGGGUGAAGGAUCUCUUAGAGCUGAAGAAUGUCCUGCUGCAUGUCAAGUUCGGUGUUCGGAGACUUCACAUAAGAAGCCAUGCUUAUUUUACUGCAACAAAUGCUGCGCAAAGUGUCUGUGUGUUCCCUCAGGUACCUAUGGACACAAGGAAGAAUGUCCAUGCUACAACAACUGGAAGACCAAAGAAGGAGGUCCCAAGUGCCCAUGA